CCUCUAAAAUCUUCCUGUCUUGGGAAUCCUAGACUGACAGGAGUCCUUGGGGCCGCCCACCUGCCACAGUUGUACUGCAAGUCUCUCUCACAGUUUGAGGGACCAGAUGUCUAGGGAAAGGGACUGCAGACUCUCCUGUUCUCCAUGGAGACCUACAGGGUCUGCACUGCAGGGGUCUCCCGGGUGGAGGGUAAGGUGACCAGAAUGUCACUAGAGUGUGAAUAGGAGCCUGGACCCCUCAGCUGUCCCACUUCCUCACACCCCAAGGGGCCAGUCACAGGGGUCAUUUACGGACUUUGGGGUUCAGGUUAGACUGAGGGUGACCUGAGACCCUCUGUUUGGAAGGUGGACUAAACUUUAUCUUUGCCCUAUGAUCCCUGGUUCUGCCCACUGGAUCCUGGUGCUGGCUUCUGGAAGGUCCAGAAGGGCUCCCUGGCCAGGACAGAGUGCUAUGUUCUGGGACAUUUACGCCCUUGGAACCCUAUAAACUAGUGACCCCAGACCCGUGUCUUCUGCAGAGAGCAGCACAGGACACUCUGGUACCCCCAAACCUCAGCCUGGGUGAGCUCCUAAACUUCCAUUCCCCCCUCUGCAGCACACAGGCUGUCCUCCCCAUCACACGCACACCCCCCAUCACCUGCAUUGUGCCUGCCCUGUGCUGAUUUUCCCAAGUGUGACAUAGUGGGCGCUGAUGCCACAUAGCUGGAUAGAUCAAGGCCCAGAGGCUGGCUGAAGUAUCUCUGAGAAAUUGAGAUGUGGUGAUGGUACAUGACCGGCUUAUAUACAGCAAGUACCCAAUCUUGGCCAGAGUUUCCAGGGCAUCUCUGGCCAAGCAACAUGUAGAAGGUAGAGCCAGAACCCAGAACCCAGAGGCACUCCGGAGUCUAGAACAGGGGUACAGCCAAUAAGAAAGUAAGGACAUCAGGCCCCUCCCCCACAACUCUGCUUAUGGGACAAUAACCCACAGUGUCCCUGGUGGGCCUAACUGGAGGGGACCCAGAGAUUCCCUAGGUGAACACUGCAGUGACCCUGGUCCCCAAGAACCUGCAGGCAGGUGGAUAGGAAGGGCGUACCCUGAGGAGGUAUGAGGGAUUCUCCCAUCAGCCUUUGCUGUCUACUUCUGAGGAAGGAUGUGUCUUUGGGGCGCAGGUGUGGUCUGACCUCAUAUCUGCUGUGUUCCCCUAGGAGUCUGUAAGCACUUGAAUGAGCCUGAUACAAGCCUCUGCCCCCGGGUGCCCGACGUGACAACAGGAGCCCAUUGGUCACCCCUGGCAUGCCCCACCAGCCCUCAGCCUGAGUCCGUGGCCCCUGCCCCCGCCUGCCGCCACCCUGCACUGUCCGGGCUCCCCCGAGACCCCCACGCUGCAGUGCAGCCAAGACCCUUCCCCGAAGGGGCCACCCCCACCGCCCACCCCUGGUGCCCGGGGUGGCCCACCCCGCAGGGCCAUGAAGCUGCAGGCUGUGAUGGAAACCCUUAUUCAGAGACAACAGCGUGCCCGGCAGGAACUGGAGGCCCGGCAGCCACCACCACCACCACCACCACCACCACUGGAGCCCACUGGUGUCCGGGCUCGGACCACUGUGGCGGAUGAGGACAGGGAGCCUGAGAAUGCCCGGAUGCAUAGGACGCAGAUGGCUGCGCUGGCUGCCAUGCGAGCCGCUGCUGCUGGCUUGGGACAUCCGUCCUCUCCCGGUGGCUCUGAGGACGGGCCUCCUGGCUCAGAAGACGAAGACACAGCCCAGGAAGGAACUCUGAGUUCACCUGCCCUGCAUGGAAGAGGCCGGGAGGGAUCAGGACACACUGAAGAAGAUGGACAUCUGUUGGACAUGGGCUUCGAUGAUGACUUGAAGCCCAAGUGGGAAGAACAGGAACUGGAAGAACUGGGGGAGGAGGAGGAGGAGGAGGAGGAGGAGGAGGAAGAAGAGGAUGACUUCGAGGAAGAGGAGGAGGAGGGUCUGGGACCCCCAGGGUCUGCCAGCCUGGGCUCUGCAGGCCUGUUCACCCGCAAGGCCCAACCCUCUCAGGCUUUCCGUGGAGAUGGUGGUCCCAGGAUGCUGGGUGGCCCUGAGCGCCUGGGACCUGGCCCAGCCCACCCCACUCACACAGCAUCCCAGAUGCCACCACCGGACCACGGAGACUGGACAUUUGAAGAACAGUUCAAACAGCUCUAUGAACUGGACGCAGACCCCAAGAGGAAGGAGUUCCUGGAUGACCUGUUCAGCUUCAUGCAGAAGCGUGGCACGCCAGUGAACCGGAUCCCUAUCAUGGCCAAGCAAGUCCUGGACCUGUUCAUGCUGUAUGUGCUGGUGACCGAGAAGGGGGGCCUCGUGGAGGUCAUCAACAAGAAGCUGUGGCGGGAAAUCACCAAGGGGCUCAACCUGCCCACCUCCAUCACCAGCGCCGCCUUCACACUGCGGACUCAGUACAUGAAGUAUCUUUACCCCUAUGAGUGUGAGCGACGAGGCCUGAGCAGCCCCAACGAGCUCCAGGCCGCCAUAGACAGCAACCGCAGGGAGGGCCGGCGCCAGAGCUUUGGAGGCUCACUUUUUGCCUACUCACCCAGUGGAGCCCACAACAUGCUGUCCUCACCCAAGCUGCCAGUGACUUCCCUGGGCCUUGCGGCCAGCACCAAUGGCAGCCCCAUCACUCCAGCACCCAAGAUCAAGAAAGAGGAAGACUCUGCCAUGCCCAUCACCGUCCCAGGCCGCCUGCCUGUGUCUUUGGCGGGCCAUCCUGUUGUGGCAGCCCAGGCAGCUGCUGUACAAGCGGCAGCAGCCCAGGCAGCCGUGGCAGCCCAGGCAGCCGCCUUGGAGCAGCUCCGGGAGAAGCUGGAAUCCACGGAGCCACCAGAGAAAAAAAUGGCCUUGGUUGCUGAUGAGCAGCAGCGCCUCAUGCAGCGAGCUCUGCAGCAGAACUUCCUGGCCAUGGCGGCCCAGCUGCCCAUGAAUAUCAGGAUCAAUAGCCAAGCCUCUGAGAGCCGCCAGGACUCAGCUGUGAGCCUUGCCAGUGCCAAUGGCAGCAACAGUAUUAACAUGUCAGUGGAGAUGAAUGGCAUCGUGUACACAGGGGUGCUGUUUGCUCAGCCACCACCUCCCACACCACCCUCCGCUCCCAGCAAAGGCAGCAUCGGUACCAACAACACCAUGGGUAGCCGGACAGGAGCCAGCAGUGGGACCAGCAGCAGCCAGGUGGGGCUGGCCGGAAUGUCUGCGCCCACCACAUCUUCUACCUCAAAUAACUCCUUGCCUUAAAGGAAAUCAAGCUGUAUUGCUGCCCACCCACCACAGGGAUCACACAGCCACAUGGGGACCUGGGACAUUGGAAGAAUCCCAGCAGUCUGGGCAAAUUCCCAAGGAGCCACACUGACGCCAAAAAGGAGAGAAAAAAAAAAACAUAUAUAUAUAUACAUAUAUAUAUAUAUAUAUAUACAUAUAUAUAUAUAUAUACAUACAUAUAUAGAGAGAUAGAUAGAUAAACAGAUUUAAUAAAUCAGGGCAGAGAACACUUGAAUCUCUCUCAGGUUUUGGAGACUCCGAGAAAUGGAUUUGACAAGGGCCACCAAGGCAACCUGAAAGCAGAAGGCCACCUUUCCAGAGGCUUCCAUGGGGGUCUGGCUUGGCCAGCCCAGUUCAAGCACGACUAUUUACCUCAUGAACCCAGCACUGUGUGUUCUCACUUGGAUCUUUUUUUUUUUUUUUUUUUUUUUUUGUCCCUCUAUCCUUAACCAGGGUUCCUUCUGGGAAAACCAACCAAGCCGGAGCCAGGACUGUUGUUUUGUUCCCUUCUCCUUGGAAGCUAUGAAUUUUUUUUUCUUUUUUAAAUGAGAUCUCAACAUUCAGGUGCAAAUUUUUUAAAGGUUUUAGGGUUUCCGAUUUUGUAAAUAUUCUAUUAUAUACUGGAGGGUGGGAAUUGGAUCUCAGGAAGUGUCCCACCUGUAUGUCUAUAUAUUUGUGUUCAUUCAGGGAAACAAACUUUUUUUUUUUUAAAGAAGUAAAGCACCAGCCAGGGUCCCCAGCCCCUGUGGUGUCCUGUGGUGCCCCUGACUCAGCACCUUGACAGGGCCAGGCGAUGCUGGCUCUCAGCAAAUUACACAAUUCUCUGUCAUGUUGGGCCCUGCCCACUGGCUCCAUCAUUCAGGGACCUGGAUCGCUUACCCCAGGAUACAGAAUGUUCUAGAAGCAGGUCGGGAGAGCAGGACAUAGAAUACAGUGUCUCAGGGAUGAAAAUCUGGACUCUCUGCCUGGAUGGGUUGCUUCUAGGGGAGAUAGGUGUGCCAGGCUUAGCUCAGGACAAGGAGUCUGUUCUUGUCUUUGUCACCCCUCUUGCUGGGAGCAGUUAAAUAUGACCAGAAAGGAUUCUGGUCCUUGGUCUGGUGUCUCAAUCCCAUCGACCAGCUAAACUGGGCAGUUCUUGGGAGGAUGAGAGUUUAAGGUUAUCCUUGGCUACCUAUGUAGGUUGAGGUCAGCUUGGGCUACUUGAAACCCUGUCUCAACAAAGCAAGGAAAGAUGAGGCUGGGGGCAGUGGGUUACACCAUUAAUUCUAGCAUUGUCAUAGGCCAGCCUGGUCAUACAGCGAAUUACAAGCCACCUAGGGGCUUCACAUGAGACCCUGUCUCACAAAAGAAAAGAAAUUGCAUUUCAUUUUGGCCAAAGCCAUCAGGGCAGAGAUGACAUAAUCUCACCCUGAUUUGGGGACCCUUCCAGGAUUCUGCCUUGGUCACUAUCCCCAAGGGGGCCAGGACAGGAACAUGUGGUGAGAGCUGGGACCUGCUUGUCCCUCGGUCCCAGGAGUACCCUGUCACUCCGCUGCUUCUCACUCUAGGCUGUGGGGAGCAGACCCCCUUCCUUCCUGUCUCAGGGUUGUUGACACGCUCCCCUUCCCAUCCUUCCAGGAGGAGGGUGUAGCCUUAUUUGGAGGGGAGGGGGAAAUCUCAACUUUUCCUUCUGGAAGCUUCUGCCUGCCCCUUUUCGGGGCCACUGUCUUAGCUGCACAAUCAUUCCUGGACACGGGUGUUGAGGGGAUCUUUGUCCCCUUCUGACAGCUCUGUGCAAAGUCAAGCUCUGUGGGUAAACUGGCCUGGGGAGGUGGGGUCCAACCUCCUGUGGGGUCUGAUUGAGGGGGUCGCCUCGGUGGGCACAUCCAAGGCACGUUUCUUUCUACCUCAGGUCUUUUGAUGCCAAAAAGAAAAAAAAAAUGCACCCAGUCACCCACUUUUCUGGUCACCUGCUGAAGUCCUCAGUGGGGACGGGUAUCCUGGUGUCUACUUGUGUCUGGGACUCUUGAGUGGCCAGAAAGCACCCAAUACUGACUCAGGGGACUUUCCCACCAGGGCGCUGUGAUUGUAGGGGUGUAUCAUCUGUUGGACACACUGGUGACCCUCCACGGUCCUGUCCCCCGCCCUUGGCAUUGAGUGCAGUUGGCAGUGGUUAUGCAAGCUGUCAUGGGCACGGGGCUGGACACAGUCAGUGUCCACACUGGGACCUCAGGGUUUUCAGGUUGGGGCAAGCUAGAUCCCCAAACUCAGGGCGAAGAGGGUGUAAGAGCAGGCACAGGCUGCUUCUAGAACCUUCCUUCCCAGGGACAGGCUGUUUCUGCAAUCUUCCUGGUGGCCCUUCUGCUGGCCACCAGGCCGUAUGUCUGUCUGUCUGUCUGUCCAGCUGCAGAGGGUGGGUGGGCACGGGGCGUGGGAGAGCGGGUUAGUGUUUUGAGAGUUGUUCAUCUGUAUAGUCGUAAGGGGAUUUUGUCUUUUUUUUUUUUUGUCAUUUUUACACACUUCAUUUUUUCCCCAAACCCCACAUAAUUUUGGCUUUUGUGGAUUUUAACUUCUGGGUAAAGGUGAGCUGAGUUGUUUUGUUCAGAACAUGUGAACUUUUUAGUUUCUUGGGGUGGGAGGGGUUUGUCGGACAGUGGGGUCGCACACCAACUCAGGUAAAAUGGAUUUUAAAAAAUAAAAAUAAAAAAUUUAAAAAAAGUAAAAAACUUUCUACCUCCGGUCAGUUCCCGCUGGGCUGUGGCCUGUGGCCUGCUGUGGUCACAGCUGUGCCUGUGUGGAAUAUUCAGGAAAGCUCAACUGUUAACAGGAAAACUCAAACACAACAACAACACAAAUGUGAUUUUUUGAAACUUAAAAAAAAAGAAACACUGAAAGUUUACAUUUUAUGACCUUAUUGUGGAUUGUAUUUAAACCUCAGAAAUAUUUAACGCAAUUGUAACCCUGUAAAUCGGUGAGAUUAAAGAGUUGAGACACUUCUGUGAAA
This is a messenger RNA of Cricetulus griseus (Chinese hamster), 6259 nucleotides long. The record is from RefSeq and is a predicted model, not a curated record. Lineage: Eukaryota; Metazoa; Chordata; Mammalia; Rodentia; Cricetidae.